ACGGGGGAACUCGCUCCUAAUAGAGAGAGUGCCUUCCAGUUACCACUUUCUGCUCGCAGCGUUUACACGAGAGAGUCAGGGUGUGAGCCUUCCCUGCGGUUAGUGAAGCGACGAGCGUUUUGUGCUUUCGCCGCAUCACACUUUCCUCCACUCGCAUGUAAAGGGAACAGGCGUGUGCGAUUUUUUGUAUUCGCUUUUCCCCACAGAAAAAAAAGGACGCUCACAAAAGCAACGUGAACUUGGUUGCAACAUCAACUGCUGUAGAUCGAAGAAGGUCUUCUGCGUGGAUUAGGACGCAUCUGCCCAGUAGCUUCGCUGGGUAAGAUCAUGCCAUGUGGAGACAUGAGCAGACUAAGGAGGAUGUGAAGAUGUCCCAGACCACUGCUAAAACAUGGUGCCUUAGACUUCUCCCUGUUCUCGUGUUCUUCAUCUCCUUUGUCAUAUACUACUACUUCUACGCCAUACUCCGGAGUUUUGGCGGUCCCAGUAAGAAUCUGAGCAGUAGCAAGUCGCUGUGUGGAGGCUGGCUAACUCAAAAAAAGUGGGAGAGCCUUAACUUUAACAUCAGCAGACAGACGCAGCUUUUUCUGAAACUGGAGGAUUUCUUCUGGCGAGAGCAUCUUUCCACGCUGCCUUUACCUUAUGGCAUUAAAGGCAGUGAGUUGCUGCUACUCAAAGUUCUUGCCAUUUCUUCCAAUUACCAUGUGCCAGCCAAAAUUGAAAACCUUGGGUGCAGAACCUGUGCAGUUAUUGGCAAUGGAUUUGCCAUUAAAAACAGCUCCUUGGGAAGCAUCAUCAAUAAACAUGAUGUUGUCAUUAGGUUGAAUGAUGCUCCUGUAAGAGGCUACGAGGAGGACGUAGGAAACAAGACCACCAUGAGGUUCUUCUACCCUGAGUCCGCCUCCUACAACCCUGCGUUGCAUAACGACCCGGACACACUCAUGGUCCUAGUGCCUUUCAAACAACAAGACCUACGGUGGCUCAAAGAGAUAAUCUAUGAUGAAAAAAGGGUUAGAAAAGGUUUCUGGAAACCCCCGCCCCAAAUCUGGUUGGGUGACGUAAGCAAAAUCCGAGUGCUGGACCCCCAUUUUCUGCUCCAGACAGCAGAUAAACUUCUCAAGAUUCUUUCUUCUCAAAAGGAAAAACAGGUUUCUGUUCACCCUACUACUGGUAUUCUUGCUGUCUAUGUUGCGCUUAACUACUGUGAUGUGGUCCACAUUGCUGGAUUUGGAUAUCCCAGUUCAAAUAAUCCGCGGCAACUCAUCCACUACUAUGGAUACGAUACUAUGAAAUCCAUGAAGAAUUCCUACCAUGAUCUCAACCAUGAAGCCAAAGCCUUAAAAAAGCUGGAGGAUUCGGGAGCCAUUUUUUACUUACACCCACAUUUAUGAUAAUGCUUUUCCAAGUAAAGUCACAUUUCUGAUAACAUUUAUCACAAAUAUAGAUCUUUGGAUCUUAAUUUGACAAAGUGCCUUUUGGGAAUCUUUGCACUCUAAAUCUCUCCCUGAUACUUUGCCUAUUAAAGGUUUCACUCAGGCUC
Messenger RNA from Gambusia affinis (western mosquitofish), 1540 nucleotides. It is a transcript of the gene st3gal4, whose product is annotated as ST3 beta-galactoside alpha-2,3-sialyltransferase 4. Gene Ontology annotation, molecular function: sialyltransferase activity. The record is from RefSeq and is a predicted model, not a curated record. NCBI's taxonomy places the organism in Eukaryota, Metazoa, Chordata, Actinopteri, Cyprinodontiformes, Poeciliidae. Gene Ontology annotation, biological process: glycolipid biosynthetic process. The coding region runs from base 333 to 1391 and encodes 352 amino acids. The transcript is spliced from 11 exons.